Molecule: messenger RNA, 827 nt
Organism: Etheostoma spectabile (orangethroat darter)
Lineage: Eukaryota; Metazoa; Chordata; Actinopteri; Perciformes; Percidae
Product: complement C1q-like protein 2
Exons: 4
Coding region: 78-719 (213 amino acids)
Molecular function (GO): protein binding
Source: RefSeq, a predicted model, not a curated record
UGUCUGCUGUAGUCUUCUAUAUAAAGCUCCUACAGGUGACGGCCGGUCCAGACCAACAGGAAGCUGCCGCUGGGAGAAUGAGGGCUUCUGGGAGUUUGAUGCUGCUGCUGCUGCUCGGAUCCGUCUCUCCGAGUGGAAGUACCGAUUAUCAGAAGUCUUUUCCUCAGGACCUCUACGCUGCUCUGAGAGAGACCACCGCCUCGCUGGUCCAGCUGAAGGAGGAGAUAAGGUCCCUGCAGACUAAAGAAGAAGCAGCAGAGCUGAAGACUACGGUGGACGCGCUGAAGCAGCAGCUGCAAGUCCGACAGGUUGCGUUCACGGCCUCUCUGGUGGUUUCAGGUGAACAAACUAUCGGACCGUUUCCCUCGGAGACUCUUCUGGUCUACAAACACGUCACCACCAACAUCGGGAACGCCUACAACCCCAACACAGGUCUGUUCACCGCCCCGGUGAGAGGAGCGUACCACUUUGAGUGGUGGGUGGGGGCCCAUGGGGACAACGGCGCCCACCCUGCAGGAGCUGUGCUGGUGAGGAACUCGGAGAAGAUCGCCCUGGCCUAUGAGCAACAGUCCCAAUACUACGGGACGGCGUCUAACGGCGCCAGCCUGCUGCUGGAGGCGGGAGACGUGGUGUUUGUGCGUCUGGGGGCUAACUGUCUGGCGUUCGACAACUACAACCACCACACCACCUUCAGUGGACACCUGCUGUUCCCCAUGUGAGACAGAAACAGCAGCUCUGUGUCAGGUUGCUGUUGUCUUAAACAAGUCUUCAUAGCAUAGACUUGAUCUGACUUCAUCUGCAUCCAAAUAAUGAUAAAAAGUAAAAAC